AUGGAUAAAAAUGGAUCACGAAAUGGAAACAGGACCCGGAAAGAUUUGGAUUUACGGAUUGGAACAUGGAAUAUAAGAACGCUUUUUAAACUAGACGCACUGAAAUGUAUGAUGGAUGAAAUCAUAAGAUAUAAAAUCCCCAUAGUAGCCAUACAGGAGGUUCGAUGGCUCAAUAGUGGUAGCAUACAAAGUGGCAAAUCAAUAAUUUUCUACAGCGGUCUACAAACAGAUGACGAGGAAAAAAAUAGUUUCUAUGAUACGUUAGAAGCAACUUUUGAUCUAUUGCCCAAAAACUGUAUAAGGUUAAUUGUCGGAAAUUUAAAUGCUCAAAUUGGAAACAUCAUUUGGACAAACGAUUGUAAAAGAAAACUGGCAUCCUACCACAAAUGGCAAUGGUCACAAAAUAGUUGA
Sipha flava (yellow sugarcane aphid) is the source of this 411-nucleotide messenger RNA. RefSeq lists its product as uncharacterized. The transcript is spliced from 2 exons. The record is from RefSeq and is a predicted model, not a curated record. Bases 1 to 411 code for a protein of 136 amino acids. Lineage: Eukaryota; Metazoa; Arthropoda; Insecta; Hemiptera; Aphididae.